Molecule: messenger RNA, 2244 nt
Organism: Didymodactylos carnosus
Lineage: Eukaryota; Metazoa; Rotifera; Eurotatoria; Philodinida; Philodinidae
Source: the annotation of a GenBank genome assembly
AUGAUAUUGGAUAAAGCCAAUUUACAACUCAAUCCACCCAAAUGUUCAUUCGCUAAACCAGAGAUGGAUUACUUAGAUCACACAGUUAAUCAUGACGGUAUAAAACCAUUACAAGAGAAUAUCGAUGCCAUUAUCAAUCUACCAGAACCAACGACGGCCAAACAAGUUCAUUCGUUCGUCCAAGCUGCAAAUUAUUAUCGGACGUUUAUUCAAGAUUUUGGGAAAAUUGCAGCUCCGUUAUACAAAUUUACUGGCAAAAAUGCUGUGUUUGAUCAGAAACGAUGGGGUAAAAAGGAAAAACGUGCAUAUGAUGAAUUAAAAAAGAAAUUAACAACAUCACCAUUAUUAUUACAUUUUCCAGAUCCGAAUCCCGAAUCAAAAUUUGUGUUGGCAACGGAUGCAUCAGGAGCAGGGAUGGGUGGAAUAUUACGCCAAAUAACACCGGAUGGUACAAAAGUCAUUAAAUAUUUAUCCAAGAAGUUCAAUCCUGCACAACAAAAAUACUCUACUACCGAAAAAGAAUGCAUAGCUAUUCAUUUUUGUGUUAAACAAUUAAAGCCAUAUUUAUGGAGUCAUGAAUUUACGGUAGAAACAGAUCAUUGCCCAUUAUGCAAUUUCCACCGUAAAGCAUCGAACAAUAGUCGUGUUGAUCGAUGGUCACUGGAUCUGUCGGAAUAUGAUAUCACCGAGAUUAAAUACAAGAAAGGGAGAUGCCAUUGUGAUGCCGACUUACUAUCAAGGUAUCCGUACAUGCAAGAGGAUAGCGAAGAAGGUCAACAAGAUAUAACAACGCGUCGAUUUAAGUCAACAACCAAAUUAGCCGGACAACAUCAAUUAUCGCAAGUAAAUGCUGUUACAAGGUCAAUGACCAGUUUGAAGAAUCAAGUACCAACAGGAGAUCGAGAUCAGAAAGCCAGAAUAAGAACAACAAAGGAUCAUCCAGCUCCAUCAUUAUUAUCAACUGGAUGGUCACAAAAAGUAGGUAGUGAUAUCAAAUCAAUCGAACUAAUGGACGUUCGGCUAGCCAAGAUAAAAGAACAACAACAAAAUGAUAAACUAAUUCAAGAAAAAAUUAAACAAGUGAAUAAAAAUUCGGCUAUACCCGACCUCACAAUUGUCGAUGGAAUUUUAUAUAAAUUAGUGAAUCGAGGUGGUAUAACCAAAAGAAAGCUGCCAUUUAUACCAACAUCCACGGUACAACAAAUAUUAUCGUUAAAUCAUGACCAUCCAUUAAGUGGUCAUUUUGGCACUCGUCGUACCUUCAACAAGAUUAAAGAUGAAUAUUAUUGGCCACAAAUGUUUGAUACAGUACAAGAUUAUGUACGGUCAUGUGAAAAGUGCGCGAAAUUUAAUGUUAAACGAACAAAGAGUCCGGGAUUUUUACAACCAGUACCACCACCCGAAGGUGUUUUUGAGGUGUUACAUAUGGAUUUUUGGGGUCCAACACCCGUACCAUCAGUUCAAGAAAAUCGAUACGUAUUGGUAUUUACCGACAGUUUAUCGAAAUUUGUUUUCGCUAAAGCGUUACCAACAAAUACAGCCAAAGUGGCAGCAGAAACAUUAAUGGAAAAUGUCAUCAUACCCCAUGGGACAAUCAAAUGUUUAGCAUCGGAUCAAGGUUCUCAUUUUAACAAUGAGUUACUCAGAACGAUAACAACGCUGAUUGGUGUUAAACAAUCGUUUUCAAUCCCACACCAUCCUCAAUCAAACGGACAGGUAGAAAGGUUCAACGCAACAUUCGGUGCCCAGCUAGCAAAAUAUCAAGAUGGCAACAUCAAUGACUGGGACGAAUACUUACAAGCGGUGGUGUCUGCGUACAAUUCAGGAAUCCAUUCGACAACUGGAUUCACACCGUAUGAAUUAGCAUUCGGCAGAAAAUUUGUCCAGCCAUUCGGUUCAACAUCAACAGCAAUUACAAUGUCAAGACCACAUGAUUAUUUUGAGAAAGUGAAACGAUUUAGAAUAGUUGCGAACAAUGCAGCACGAUUUAAUAUUCAACAGCAACAAAAAACAUCAAAGCAACGAUAUGAUAAAGGUAGGAAACAUUCAGUAUUUGCAGUUGGAGAUUUACUAUGGGUGAAGGUGAUCAACCAACAAUCCAAACUUGAUGCAAGAUAUGAAGGCCCAUAUACAAUUAUUGAAAAAUUAAGUGAGGUAAAAUAUUUAGUGAAAUAUAACGACGCCCAACAUCAACAAGUCAAACAUAUUAGUGAUAUGAUUCCACUGUUUCAGCGUCAGUAUUAG